AUGCACCCUGGCUCGCCACAAAACCCUAGGAUACCAUCCUGGCUUUCGAGCGCACCAGAUCAUGCCGAAAGCAAUUUUGUUGCCGAAGGCUAUCCUGUCUAUCAAACCGCUAUACCGGGUGUUUACAACCCGUUGAUGUACACGCCAUGCCCUAUGACUCCUGCUGACGCAUUCAUGUAUGGAUACCGCCCGAAUAUAUUGCAUGCUAAGGAUUUAAUUCCGAUUGUUCAACCAAAUCCACCGCACCAAAAUAUGCUAUGGCAACAACACGCUGGAAUCCUUUCCGAAUCAUUCAGUCGUCUCGAGGAAAUGAUCCGGGAUAGACAGAAUGCAGACCGUGCUGCGGCUACCAUCCGGAAAGCGAAAGCUACACAAGAGGUAUCGAAACGCGUCAAAGCGCUUUCUGAUCCGAUGUAUUCUGGCGGAGGAUACAGGGGAUUUUCAGGGGUACCUCCAGUCGCCAAACGUCCUCUUUUGAGGACUAGCGGUGACCAACCAGUGAUAUUUCCAUCGAACUUGGCUUCAGACAAGGAACCUAAGUCGUUAGACAAGGGUUUGAUGACGCUCAGAAUGGACUUCCCCGCGGGUCCAGGAGAGACAGAAAAUCAAACCAGGCGCCAGCCGGAAGUUCUGAAGAUGCGUGAUGCGCAAGAAAAGCUUGAUCCAAGUUCUACCAGAAUCGCGGAGGACUCUGCCAAACUGCUUGAACAGAAAGAUAAUUCCAACCACCUUUCUACCCCUCUCAAUAAGAAGUCUCAAGUCAGCCGUCCACACUUCCCUUCCAAUGAGAUUGGAGGCUCGGGACAUGAUUCGGCCGAGUUGAGAACGUCUGUUAGUCUUGCCAACAGUGGAAACUUUGAAAAUUUGCAAAAUGUGAAGCUGGCCAGACCCAGGAUCAAAAGUACCACUGCUACCCAUCUUCCAGCCUCUGGCAAAACGGUUGCCCCUGUGAACUAUGAGUAUACCGCGACUUUGACGGAAACUAACGCUGCAAAAAUGAAAGAACUUACUCGCCAAAAUAUUGGGGUUGCCUCACACAAUCAGGAUGAAGCUUUUUCCUCUGUUGAUACGUUACUGGAUCAAAAAAUGAUUCUGCCGCAUGAAACAGGAAAAGGUCCUGCUACUGCUAGAGCCAUGGCGAUGCCGGUGCAAAAUAAAUUCACAAAUAAUUUGGAAUUCCCAAAGAUCAACAGCCUUGAACAACCCAAAACUAGCCUCUCAGAGCCUCAAAAAGCUCUUGUUGCUCCUGAAAGCACUGACAACAAUUUACUCUUAAAAAAGGAAAAUGUUCAAAUUUCCAAGGCGAAGAAAUAUACAGGAGUUUCAAAAAAGAAGAAAAAGUAUAUUGCCAGGGUGCAGGAGCCUGUUAUGAAUAAUCAAGCUCUCAAUCUUAAAUCAUUUCUGCCCAAUGCUUGGACAAACACAAAACAUUUGACAGCACUAGAGCAACCCCAUAUUACACUCAGUGAUCAAAAUACUGCCAACAACAAAGCCAAAGCCCCCCCAUCACCAAAACUUCCAGUAAACUUGUGGGGCAUUGAUGUAACCAAUCCUAACAACCAAGUUUCAAUUUCAAAGCCAACCAAAAAAGAUGCUGAAAUUUCUUCUAGGCCUGGUAGCUUUGGAGGUGGCACAGGAGAAAAUCAAAAAAUGGCCCAGGUGAAUCUACAUCCUCCAGAGAUAAAUGAUGUGAAACAGGGAUACCAAGAGGUCUUGGGUAAUGAAGAUGUGGUUUUAGUACCUGCAGAGGGAGUAAUGCCAGUAAUUUUGGAUCAGAUAUCAAACCAAGAACACCCUGUACUUGCUUCACCUGAGCACAAAGAAAUCAAGGAGGAAGGAGCUGAUGAUGCCAAUCUCAGAUUAGAUCAAAUCAGUGGAAAUGAAAAAAACAAGGAAGCUGUUCCAUUGCAAGUGGAUAGAUUUGAUGAAUCUAAAAAACUGGCUGGUGUGAAAGCACCUAAGCAAAAGAAAAAGAAGAAAAAUAAAAUAAAAGGUGCCAAGCCAAGUUUGGAUGAUGAUUGGAAGUUUCUAGAAGAAUUGGAACAGCAGCAAAAUGCCAAAAUAAAACCUGAAAGAGAGAUUGGAGUUGUUGGGCAGAAGAAUGAGAAGGAAGAUGAAGGAAAAGAUACAAAUGAUAUGACAAAGGGGAAGGGAAAUAGUAAUGAUCUUUGGGAGGGCAUUGAAGGUCUUUCUGAGGAAGAUAGAAAAAACUUCUUACAUGGACCUGUUUUUCAUGCAUUGAACAUGGCCUUGAUACCUGGAAAUGAAGAAGAUCAAAUCUAUCCAGGCUUACCACAACCCAAGAUCCAGCGGGCAGAAAGAACAUACAAAAAUCUUCAAAAAAAUCUUGAAACUUGGACAUUAUAUGUGAACACAUGGAGAACCUUGGGCUUAGAUUUGGAUUUGAUGGAAAGCAUAUCAACACAUUUGAAAAUUGAUAACAAAACCAAUCAUUUACCUUUGUCAGACCUGAAUGAUCAUACAUACGAGGUGCUCAGAGAUCUAUGGCACAGGUUUAUGAACGGACAGUUGUUGAGAAUUGGAAGUUGA
Puccinia triticina is the source of this 2550-nucleotide messenger RNA. RefSeq lists its product as uncharacterized. The record is from RefSeq and is a predicted model, not a curated record. Lineage: Eukaryota; Fungi; Basidiomycota; Pucciniomycetes; Pucciniales; Pucciniaceae. The coding region runs from base 1 to 2550 and encodes 849 amino acids. The transcript has 7 exons.